Molecule: messenger RNA, 1950 nt
Organism: Coregonus clupeaformis (lake whitefish)
Lineage: Eukaryota; Metazoa; Chordata; Actinopteri; Salmoniformes; Salmonidae
Product: HAUS augmin-like complex subunit 2
Exons: 7
Coding region: 946-1557 (203 amino acids)
Biological process (GO): centrosome cycle; microtubule nucleation; spindle assembly
Cellular component (GO): mitotic spindle microtubule; HAUS complex; centrosome
Source: RefSeq, a predicted model, not a curated record
UUAUUAUAUUUAAUGGGAAAAUGUGUGAUGAGAUGCAGGGUAUAUUAGGUUACUGCAUGUAGUACACAAAAAUAAGGUUAUUUGACAAUCUGAUGUGAAGUGGUCUGAAAACUGUACACUCCUGAAUAAAGCUUGGAUGGCAACAAAAUGGAAUCCGAUUUAAGGAAAAAAAACUCAAUUAAAAUAUUAAAUAGGAACAUUAAAUAAUAAAAGCUGUAAAAUGAAACAUUAAAGUUGGGUAAUUCUACAUAAAUCUGUUAGUACAGUACAUUGACAACUCAUGGGAGAGUAUUCUGUUACAAUUCUCUUACAUACAAGUUACAAUUCUUGUUAAUGACAGCCUGUUGCAACUCAUACUUUCAUAGAAAGUGCACCAUUGAUCAGCAACACUGAUUAGGAAACGGAUAUGAAUGAUCCUCUGAGGUUGUCGUCAAUCUAGUAAUACAGGUUGAGGUGCAGAGGCCCUUGUCAGACGAAAUAAUGUGAAGAGGAUCCAUUAACACUUCUUUAAGGGUAAAAAUUAGAAAAGUGGAGUUGGUCAUUUUGUGGUUUUUAUCUUAUAUAAUCACACUUCUUUAAAAAUGUAGACAAUUGAUUUACAGAGUUAAAAUACUAAAAUAGUGAGGAAGUGUUCAACAGACCAACUGAAGAUAAUAAAUAAUACAAAUCAAGUCCAAAUAAGACUACCAAGCAUUUCAUAAUAAUAUAAAGAGUAUGCAUGCUAAGAGUCGAAUGGGUUGGUUUACAUUACCGCUGUGCUUUUCUUCAUUCUUUCCCAGCACCAGAAAAAUAAGCUCUGGUCCAGGGCGUUAUGCACGGCUUGCAGAUGCGGAGCCUUCUUCAACUGAAAAUAAAUGGCCAGGACCCUAGCACCAGAAAAUAUGACUGCCCAUUCCAGAUCCACAGACUACACAUUUUCCAAGGUUGACCCCACCACUCUUACAAAUGAAUCCGUGGGUCAUUGCUCCAUAUUCAGUGACGCCUGUUGCAAGUCUUUUGACCAGGUGUGUCGCCUCAGGUGUUCUUUCCCAGGAGGAUGUUGAUACUGUCCCUAGAGAACCCCAUGUAUUUUCCCCAAAUCUCCUGGAAGCUGAACAGCACAUCACUAUGGAACGGGAGCUUGACAAGAUCAAUCUAGAAAUGGAGUUGUUGAAGUUGGAAAAAGAAAGCGCAGAUGUCACUCACAAAUUUUACUUGAGUCAAAGGUUUACAUCAUUGCAGCAAUUCACCUCCCAUCUGCAAGAUGUGCUGAGAGAACAGGCAAGCCUGCGCCGAAGACUGAUGAAACCACUGUGUCAGACUAACCUGCCCAUAGAGGCAGAUCUUCACAGAUAUGUGGUGGAGGUCAUGAGGAUGGCGGUGGACUUCAUUGAGAACUUGGAGGCAAAGAUGAACACUGUUCGUACUAUUCCCACCAUUGAUGAUUCCAUGAGCAAUCUGAACAAUUGCGUAGCUCAGCUCCUAGCCCAGGUGACAGAGGUGGAAAGACUCUCCAAUCAGGUUCUACAGUGGAGGAGUCAAAACAGCAGCACUUCCAUCAAUGACAUCACUACCUGAGAGCAACGUGAGUCCCAAUUCUCCACCCUUUUCCCGAAGUGUGCACUUGCCUGUCAUGGAUUUAACAAGGGGGUAAACUCCCUACAGCCAAUGUUUACAUGAAUCCACUGCUUUUAAAUCUAUGAUUACAAUUGUAGUGUGUAAGUGAACACUUUGGGAGAAGGGUGGAGAAUCGGGAUGCAACCCAAGUCAAACUUUUCAGAAUCCUUCAAUGGACAUCUGUCAUUUAUACAUGACAAGAACAUUGUGUUCUGAAAAUGUUUGACAAAUGUCUCAUUCAGAGAAAAUGGGUGUUGUGUUACUUUACAAUAUCCCCCAUAAUGUGCUAUUUUGUCAUUGUUUAUUUUGAUUCUAACUAAUGGCAUCUUUGUAAAUAAAUCUAUCUUGUUAAUA